AGCUCUAAUUGUUGAAAAUAAAUUUUAUUUUUAAAAAUCUUGUCUUUUAAAAGUGUGUCCAAAUCUACUACACGUUCAAAAUGACUACARAGCUGAUUGUAUUUGCUGCUUUGAUUGGACAUAUGGUCAUUGCUUACCCGCCCGAGUACAAAAGUUACAACAAUAAUGACCACUACGACCACUAUGCUCAUUCACCUGCACCGUAUCAUUUCGAGUACGGUGUAAAAGAUCUCCAUACACAUGACAUCAAAAGCCAAAGCGAAGUGAGCGACGGUCAUGGAAAUGUCAAAGGAUCGUACAGUUUAGUAGAACCCGAUGGUUCUACACGCGUCGUCGAGUACACCGCCGAUCACGAGCACGGUUUCAACGCAGUAGUCAAGAAAAUCGACGCACCCCACCAUCACAGUGAACACUCUGACAUUGCAGAUUACCAUCAUCACGAAUCACUUCAUCCAUACAAAUCAUCAUCUUACUACAAGUUCUACUGAAAUUAAAAAUUAUUGAUGUUACCUAUACACAAAUUUGUUAUAGCGCACCGUCGUUGAUAUAAUGGUAUCUAAUUAGUAUGCAUUACCUAUUCAUUUUGUAUGUCGUGUACAUUUUUUAUUCAAUAAAAUAUUUUAAAACAUAUUAUAUAAUAAAUAAUAUU
This is a messenger RNA of Diuraphis noxia (Russian wheat aphid), 649 nucleotides long. Its product is annotated as larval cuticle protein A3A-like. NCBI's taxonomy places the organism in Eukaryota, Metazoa, Arthropoda, Insecta, Hemiptera, Aphididae. Gene Ontology annotation, cellular component: extracellular matrix. The record is from RefSeq and is a predicted model, not a curated record.